Molecule: messenger RNA, 783 nt
Organism: Durusdinium trenchii
Lineage: Eukaryota; Dinophyceae; Suessiales; Symbiodiniaceae
Source: the annotation of a GenBank genome assembly
AUGGAGGCCUUUGCCAAGGCCAAGAAUGCAAAUGUGGUUGCAUUCCUUGAUUCGCUCAGCACACCCCAGAGACAGGCCCUCUGGCAAAGGUUCAGUGCAGCCAGAAAUGCACUGAAGGAUGAGAAUGCAGACCAACUGUGGUCUGACCUGGCCAAGGGGAAAGGGUCUGACCUUCACAAGAAAGCAUUGCUGCAAUGCUUUCUGAAGCUGGGUGGGGACCUCAAGAGCAAGAAGGAGGUCUACAUGAAGGAGCUGGUUUCCUACUGUAAGGUGCAUGGCCACACCAGCUCUGAGGAAUGGGUCCCCUUUGCCACAGUGUUGAAGCACUAUGGACUGGCUGAAGCAAUGUGCACAGGGGGACCAUCCUCUGCAGAAAAGACCCUGAAGAUGAAUGUGAAUGGCAGUUCUGCUUCAAAAAAAAGCUUGAAUGGACUUUUGGCAGAGGUGACUGGCAAGGGCUUGCCAGCCCUCAUGGACAAGGAGAGGGGGUCAGCUGCAGGAAGUGAACAGGACCAGGACAAUGCUGUUGUGGAGGCAGACCUCCUCUCUGACAUGGGUGGUAAGCUGGUCAAGGAAGAGGCCAAAACCAGGCUGAACAGGAUGGUGAAACUCCUUCAGACAGUGAAGGGGGAAGUUGGUGCAGAGAAGGGGAAGCCAUUGGACAAGGCCCUCACUGACCUGAAGAAGCUCUUGAAGCAAGGGGGCAAGAUGACCAUGGACCAGGCCAAGCAGCAUCUCUUUGAUGCAGCCUUGGAGAUCAAGAAGGUGAAGAAAGCUAAGUAA